Molecule: messenger RNA, 216 nt
Organism: Gongylonema pulchrum
Lineage: Eukaryota; Metazoa; Nematoda; Chromadorea; Rhabditida; Gongylonematidae
Source: the annotation of a GenBank genome assembly
GAGAUGAUGGCAUUUGCAGCAGAAUGUGUUUAUGCAAGCCUGGAAAUGGUCGUAAACGAGGAUGGGCUUGACUGUCUCGAGAUGAAACUUGGUCUUUUACAGCAAGAAUGGUUCUUGCGUAUCGUGUUGGCCGUGUUUUGCCCUUUCAUGCACGCGGAGGAAAAGGGUGUCGGUCAGGAUGAUAGUGCACCACCAUGGAGCUGCGUGAACCGCUAG